Messenger RNA from Bathycoccus prasinos, 1191 nucleotides. RefSeq lists its product with no specific name. NCBI's taxonomy places the organism in Eukaryota, Viridiplantae, Chlorophyta, Mamiellophyceae, Mamiellales, Bathycoccaceae. Gene Ontology annotation, molecular function: cysteine-type endopeptidase activity. The coding region runs from base 1 to 1191 and encodes 396 amino acids. The transcript has a single exon. The record is from RefSeq and is a predicted model, not a curated record. Gene Ontology annotation, cellular component: lysosome.
AUGAUGAAGAAAACACCAGCACUUCAUCAGUCGUUCUUCUUCCUCCUUUUAACGACGUUAGCGAUUCUUUCCCUCUCGUUUCUCCCGACCGCGACGACGGCGAUUCGUCUCGAGCCUGAAAAUACCAUCAACGAGAAGACUGAUGAAGUCGAGUUAGUUCUGCGAAACGAUGAUGAUAAGCGAGUUCUCCGAGAGAGUAAGAUCGAGGACGCCUUUGACGCGUGGUUGGUGAAAUACGAUAAAGAAAUCGCAAACGCGGAGGAACGAUUGAAACGAUUAAAGAUUUUCGGAGAGAAUUAUUUGUUCGUGCUCGAACACAACGCGAAAUAUGUCGCCGGGAAAGUCUCGCAUUACGUCGAGAUGAAUAAGUUUGCCGCGCACACGAGAGAGGAGUACCGAAAGAUGCUCGGGUUUAAAAAAUCUUUACGGCGAAAGAAAGAUUCCGGGGAGGCGGCCAAAGACGUUUCCCUGUGGGAAUACGAAGGAGUGGAAGCGCCGGAGUCUAUCGAUUGGGUCGAUGAAGGUGUCAUCACAACGCCAAAAAAUCAAGGCUCGUGUGGGUCGUGUUGGGCGUUCUCCGCGAUUGGGGCGGUGGAAGGCAUAAACGCGAUUAGAACUGGAAAGCUCGUCUCUUUGUCCGAACAAGAGUUGGUGUCGUGCGCCAGAGAAGGAGGCAAUCAAGGCUGCAAUGGUGGUUUAAUGGAUAAUGCUUUCGAAUGGAUCGUUGAAAACGGAGGCGUUGACAGCGAAAAGCAGUACCAGUACAAGGCUUCCUUCGAUGACUGCAAAACGAGAAAAACUUUAUUGCACAUUGCCUCGAUCGAUGGAUUUAACGACGUGCCGUCGAACGACGAAACCGCUUUGAAAAAAGCCGUGUCACAACAGCCCGUCUCGGUUGCGAUUGAAGCCGACCAGCGAUCGUUCCAAUUAUACGGAGGAGGUGUGUAUCACGCCGAAGAUUGUGGCACGCAGCUUGACCAUGGCGUUUUAGUCGUUGGUUAUGGCAUCGAUCACAACAGCUCAAACGUCAUCAUCCCGGGCGCGACGAAGAAAUAUUGGAAAAUUAAAAACUCGUGGAGCGAGCAGUGGGGAGAAGGAGGCUACAUCCGGAUCGCGAGAGAUGUUGAGAGUCCUUCGGGUAUGUGUGGUGUUGCCGAAAUGGCGAGCUACCCGGAGAAAACUAAAUUGUAA